Messenger RNA from Symbiodinium pilosum, 3105 nucleotides. Lineage: Eukaryota; Dinophyceae; Suessiales; Symbiodiniaceae. The record is from the annotation of a GenBank genome assembly.
AUGAUCCCCUAUGCCUUGCAUGGAGACGGAGGGCGCACUCAGAAAAAACAACCGCUGGACAUUAUUUCGCUUGAGCCUACGCUUGGUCUUGAUAGCAAAAAGGUACAGGACAACAAAUGCUUCUGUCCACAGCGCUGUACCUGCUCUUCGCCAUGGGUGAAUUCUAAGCAUAACAGCUAUCUUACGAGGUUUCUGCUGGUGGCCUUCCCAACGAAGGAGUGGCCUGGUGGUCUCCUGGAUGAUCUGUUCAGGCUUCUAGCCAACCAACUUCGCGAAAUUUUCGAUGAAGGAAUCUGCUGCCGCGGGAAGCGCUUCUUCUUUGCAUGUUUGGGCAUGAAGGGUGAUCUUGAAUUUCAUGUUCGAUCUCUGCGAAGUUCCGAAGUGAAGAGGAGCCAUGAGACCCUUGGUGUCAAGCAGUCCCGCAUGAUGUGUCUGGAAUGCCAUGCUGGGGCAGAGCAUCUGCCAUUCGAAGAUUGCAACAGUUCAGCAUCAUGGGUGGGAACGACCUAUGCAAGUUUCCCCUGGGUUUCCAGACCUCCUAUGGCUGAUAUUCCUUUUGAGAAUUGGGAGAACCUGCCUAGCCGAGCUGCUUCCUUCUUUCGCCGGGAUCCUUUCCACAUCUUCCGAUUGGGCAUAGCAAGGAAUUACCUGGCUUCGGUGAUACUCCUCUUUGCAACCCUUGGCCUCUGGGACUUGGAUGGCGAAUCCAAAGCUAUGGACAAUCGGCUGAAGCGUGCAUGGCGACACUUCCAACUCUUCAUGGAAACCGAGCAGCUUCAUGUUGGUGGUAUCAGAUCGUUUUCGAAAAAGAAAAUGCACUAUGGCACCAAGGGAUCCUACCCAUGGCUUGGAUGCAAGGGGGGGGAUACUAUCGUUCUGCUGAAGUGGAUCAGGUUGCUUGUUGUCUUGUUUCGCGCUCGCGACCCUACGCUGGAAAACCUGAGAAUCCUGGAGUGGAUUGAGCGUGCUACUGAUGGUGGCCUGGGCUUUUCGCAAGGGAUCCAUGGUCAUGGCAUUUGGCUGGGCACUGCGUGUGCAAGGCAUCUCUGCGCGUGCGUGGCCAACUUCACUGCUGGAUACUGCCAUUUAGCACAGUUCUGUUACAAGAAACACCUGUUGCUAUUUGGGAUGACGCCGAAGUUGCAUUUGUUGUGUCACUUUCGCGUCGAGCUGGCACGUGCGGUCUCUGAUGGGCGUCCAUGUUUGAACCCAGCAGUCUUUGAUUGCUCGACUUCAGAAGACUUCAUCGGUCGGGUUUGUCGUCAGAGUCGUCGCAUGGCGUUCAAGCGUGGUCGGUUCGAAAGGGACCUUCUGAACCGCUACUUGCUGAAAUGCAGAUUCGUCAUCAGCAAGUUCCGAGAUUGGGGAACGCUACGGACGCUGGCAGGCCGCUACUGUUUGGCAGCCGCUGAGAAGCAUGCAGCAAAACAGUACAACUACCAGACUUUCAAUGUGUUGCAUAUGCUUGAGAUGAAGCUUCAUCUUUAUGCUUUUAUGCCUAGGCAGCGUAACUAUUUGGUUGACCUUCGCUCGGCCAGCCCUGCAAAGGUGCACAUCCCUUAUAUAAUCAGCCAAGCUGUGAUGGGAGUGCCAGCCAGCAGUUGCUGCCAGCAGCAGGACGACGUGCCUGCGGAGGCUGUUAAGUCUGAGAGGUUAGAAAUAGAAGCCGGGCCCCACACACGUGACGGGAAUGAGGCGAGUGACAACAUGUCUGAGCAAGGCAUGGCCCAUGCACCAUCCGUCAUUGAGGCCAUCAGCUUGAGAGUGGACAGGGAAGUCGUCCGGGGAAUUCCAGUGACUCGCACCUUGCGCAACCAUGGACAGCUGUGGAAGAAAUCGCCUGCAGAUCUGGACCCGAACAGUCGUCUGAAGCUCUGGGAGAAGUCACAACUUCUCGAGCAGUUCGACGUGUUUUUUUCGCAUACGUGGAGGACACCGGGCCGGUGGAAGUUCAUUGCGCUACUGUUCCAGUAUGGCUGGCCAUUUGCGAUGGCAAGCUGGUUUUGCGCUGUGGUACUGGUCGUAAUUCUCGGUGUCCUUGGGUUGUUGCCCACGCCGUUCAUAUACCGCAUGAAUAUCUUGGGCUUUGAAGCUAGCUGUCCAUAUGCUCCCUGGGCCUACAUUUCUGGCAGCUUGACAAUGCUAAUCUCCUUGCUCGCAUUUCCAUAUUGCGAUUUUGCACACCAAUCGCCCAAGUGCUUCCUGGAUGUAGUCAGCAUUCACCAGACUGACCCAGAGCUCACGAUGCGAGGUGUGUACGGCCUGGGAGGUUUCCUCCGAGUCUCCAAAGAGAUGCGACUCUGGUGUGUUUUCGAGAUCGCCGCCUUUCGCAAGGCAAAUCCCAGUAGCCCGUUGCAUGUGAAGCCGCUCUUCGUGGAGCGCCAAGUUCUCCUCCUGGUGCUGGGUGCUGUGAUCGGCUCUGGUAUCUACUUCAUUGCGCGGCAAAGCUCGUCAUGGGGCAUCAGCAUGAUUUUUUUCACAACCAUCCCCUUGAGCCUCAUUGUGCACACCAACAGGAAGUUUAUGAAGGAGAAACACCAGUUGACAGAGGCACUGGAGAAGUUUGAGCUGAAGGACGCACAGUGCCUCCUGGAGGCCGACAGGGCCUUCGUAACCAGUGCCAUCAUCGCCUGGUAUGGCUCGGAGGAUGCCUUUACAGCCUACGUCCGUGGCCCGCUGCGCCGGGAGCUCCUAUCCUCUUCAUCAACAGAUGUUCCACUGAGCUAUGGGCUCCUGGUGGCUGCAAGCCCUUGCACCCUGGCGCUGGACGUGUGUGUGGCAAUGAUCCGUGGGGGUGCACCCGUCGAAGCUUUGACUGCUGAGAUGGUUGCUUCGGGUCUCGGCUUUGCGCUCUGUUCAACCCUUCUGUGCCUUAAAAUCACCUGGUGGCUUUGCGAUCGCUGGGCUUCGCCUGGAACCACUUGGCUCUUCGACUACUUGAAGACUCUGGCCAUCUUUUGCGUGUUUUGGCUCGUGUUUGGUGUCGGUGCGUUUGGUUCAUGGUAUCUCGAAAAAUGGACGAUGUGGGGCGCGGUAGCGUUUGGCGCUGUCUUGCUUCUAACCACGAGUCUGGCCUAUGCCCCCCGCCCAUGGCAAAGGCAGUGA